AUGUCAGAUCUCCGUUCAGAAGGAGAUAUCUCCGUCCAUUACAGACGGAUACAUCUGGGUCCAUUACAGACAGAGACAUCUCUUUCCAUUACAGACGGAGAUACAAAGUACAAAGACAGUUGCAGUGAGAAACGAGCUUACGCGCUUUAUGACUUCGAUGCCCGAGAUCAUGAAGAUCUCUCUUUCCGCAAAGGCGACGUUCUAAUACUCAAAGACCAGAACAAUAUAAAAUAUGAAGGAUGGUGUUACGCACGGCAUUACGACCCAACACACCAGAAUUUCCAAGCAGAGGGUUACGUGCCAAUGAAUUAUGUGGCCCUUGAAGACAAAUCAGAUGACGAAGCGACUACAGCUAUGUCGUCGCUGAACAUUCAAGAUGAGAGCGAAUCCGAGGAUGGAGAACCUGGCACAGGGAAGUCGGCCUUUAUCAACUCUAUCAGAGGGCUGAAAGCUGAUGAUCCUGGUGCAGCUGAAGUAUCCUUGUUCGAAACUACUAUGAAUCUGAGCGGUUACCCACACCCUGACAAUCCAAAUCUUCGCAUUGUAGGUGAAUUAACCUUCACGCGGGAUAACUACUUGCAGAAAGCAGCAUUAAGUCAGUUUGACUUUUUGUUACUCCUGUCUGCUUCGCGGUUUAAGGAAAAUGACAUUUGGCUCGCAAAGGAAUUUCUUAAGUUGAAGCCAAAUUUUCACUUGUUCUUUGUACGAACAAAGAUCGACGAUGAUCUUCGCUCCUCACAAAAAGGACGACGAAAACUGCAGACCGCCGAAGAUAUGCAUGCAUUGCAGCAGGAAAUCAAAGAGUGGGCAAGGCUCAAUCUUGUGAAAGACGGGAUAUCCAAUGCAAACAUAUAUAUUGUUAACAACUAUGACACAGCAGCUUUUGAUUUUGGUACAAUGUAUUCGAAACUGAUGCAAAACGUUUCUAGACUUGAAAGGGAGGCAAUGAUCAUGGCCACAAAGGAAGUUGUUCAAACGAAGCUCGCUUUUUUGAAAAGUAGAAUCAGCUUGGUUUCUCAAACUGCGGCAGAGGCUGCAGUCUUUGCAACUGCAGUCACAAACAAGUAUCCGGCAGAAAUAUACGUGUUGCUAGAGGAGUGCAGAUUGUAUCGUUCGCAGCUAGGACUCAAUUUAAAUUCGUUAGAAAUCAUCGCAAAACGUUUUGAAAUUGAUUUCGAAGAAUUGCUGGUCAACUUGUCAAUGACAUCUUACAUAUAUGUAGAUUGUGAGGAUGGGUUUGCCAACUUUUAUACAAGGUUUGGAAUAAUUGAACCAAAAAUUUAA
This is a messenger RNA of Mya arenaria, 1284 nucleotides long. RefSeq names its product T-cell-specific guanine nucleotide triphosphate-binding protein 2-like. Gene Ontology annotation, cellular component: membrane. The transcript has 5 exons. NCBI's taxonomy places the organism in Eukaryota, Metazoa, Mollusca, Bivalvia, Myida, Myidae. Gene Ontology annotation, molecular function: GTP binding; protein binding; GTPase activity. The coding region runs from base 1 to 1284 and encodes 427 amino acids. The record is from RefSeq and is a predicted model, not a curated record.